Molecule: messenger RNA, 5073 nt
Organism: Oncorhynchus gorbuscha (pink salmon)
Lineage: Eukaryota; Metazoa; Chordata; Actinopteri; Salmoniformes; Salmonidae
Biological process (GO): proteolysis
Molecular function (GO): serine-type endopeptidase activity
Source: RefSeq, a predicted model, not a curated record
AUGCAGAGGAGGCGGUGGCGGCCCUCCAUGCAGAGGUCGCCAGGCUGGGGGCCAAGCCUAAAGACCUGGCAGUCGGGGGCAGCAGCGCUAUGCAACAUCCAGCAGAGAGGAGCACUCCCGCCUCUGCAGCCCGUCUACCAGAUCAACAUCGAGCCGAGCGGCGGCCAAAACAAGCCGGUAGCUAAAGCGAAUCAUCACCAGCAUGGAGGCGAGAAGGCAGUGGCAGACUCCCAAUCCAAACCCAAUGCAGCAGAGAAACCAAAGGUGUCUAAUGAAGCGCAGACCGUGCCAACGCAGCCUGCCAAGCCUCCCUCUGCUAAAGCUCCAUCCCCCUUGUCGCCAACUGCCGCAAGCAAGACCAAAUCCUCCGACAAUAAGGCUGCUCCUCCUCCUUCGCAGUCAACUCCUUCCGUUACCAAGCCCAGCCAGGCCUCAACGACAACCUCCAAAAAAGCAGAGGACGUUAAACCCAAGACGGCAGUGAAAGCAGCGAAGCAGAAAGCAGGAGCAGCUGGAGCCGGAGAGGAAGGAAAAGGAGGACGAAGUCGAGGGGGGAAACAGAAAGGAGAGAAGAGCGUGCACGAUGUGCUGUGGGAUGAGCAGGGGAUGACCUGGGAGGUGUACGGAGCAUCCGUUGACCCCGAGUCCCUUGGCUUUGCCAUUCAGAGCCACCUGCAGUGUAAGAUCAAAGAACAAGAGAAGAAGGUCGUGACCCAGUCAUCACUCAGGAAGUCCAUCUCAGUGCCGCCGGUGGUGCCCGACUCGCCCGCCACCGUUGCCGUGGACGAUGCCAACAGCAGGAAAAACAAGAGGAGGCAGCAGAACGUUUUCAGGUCCAUGCUGAAAAAUGUCAGACGGCCCAAGUGCUGCGCACACCCUCCCCCCUACCGCCGUGCUGGUGAGAAGGAGAAGCAGAGGGCUGUAUGCAGCCCACACCCCCCCUACCGCCGUGCUGGAGUGAGAAGGAGAAGCAGCAGGCUGUAUGCAGCCCACACCCUCCCCCUACCGCCGUGCUGGAGUGAGAAGGAGAAGCAGCAGGCUGUAUGCAGCCCACACCCUCCCCCUACCGCCGUGCUGGAGUUCAGGAGAGUCCAAGGUACAGCCAGUCUAGCAAAGGACGAACCAGACCGUGAGACGCAGGUGCACCAGAGGCAAAGCACAUUUGCUCCCCACCUGCACAUCUCCACCACUGUGAACAGAGAGCAUGGAGGAAGACCUAAAGAAGAGGCCCACGUCCAGGGUCUGAGUACCCUGGAGAAGAGCCUGAUACUACUGUUUGUGGCUCUGACUGGCGCCUGCAUCGGACUGGUGGUCAUCUACUUCACUGACAAGAACAGCGUCUCCACUGAUGAAGGUCAAUUCAGGAUGCGGGGGUCCUCAGGCACUCAAGGGCCCGUCGGGGAGUUCACCAGCAUGAAUUACCCCAGUAGCUACGACAACGGCAUGAGCUGCAGCUGGCACAUCACUGUGGACCCAGGCAUGGUGAUCCAUUUGUGGUUUGAUCACUUCUCCCUGGAGGCAACAGACCUGUGCACAGCAGACUACUUUACAAUACAGGACAACCUGGGAGUCAUCGGGAGGUUGUGUGGGCGCUCCAAACCCGGGUCGAUAGUGUCAUUAGGAAACUCUAUGUUGUUGUUCUUUGACACCAAUGACAGAAAUACAGACAAGGGAUUCAAAGCGAAGUACCAAGCUGUGACACCAGAGAGUACUUUAGAAAUAGCCGGGGCUGGUGGCGCUCUCCAAGGUGACCGCGGUGAUCUACUGACCCCUGGGUUCCCAGCACAGAACUAUGAGAACGGGGCUCUCUACCAAUGGAGGAUCACUGUACCAGAGGGAGAGAAGAUCAGACUGACGUUCUCCUCCUUCGACCUGGUCCCUGAGGCCUGUAGAGAUUACGUAGAUGUCUACGAUGGCUCCGCCAUGUUGGGUCGAUUCUGUGGUAGUAAGAAUCCAGGCCGCGUGGAUUCCAGUGGCAACACGAUAGUGGUGCGUUUCAAAAGCGAUGCCACUUUCACCUCCAAGGGUUUCAGUGCCACAUUCACCAAGACCGGCCUCAUCCCGACCACGGUCAAGCCUACCACCAUGAUGCCCACAACACUAGCUAUAACUGACUCAGGCUGCGGUGGUGUCGGAACGCUGUUUGGCCGUAAAGGGGAGAUCCAUUCUAUGGGAUUCCCAGAUGCGUAUCCCGGGAAUCUUCACUGCUCCUGGAACAUCACAGCUCCGGAAGGCUUCCUGGUCAAACUGCACGUCACAAACAUGUCCGUCACGGGAGAGGCGGGCCAGUGUGGCGAAGACAAGCUUGUAGUUUCUGACAACCUCCAGGCGCUUGGCACACACUGUGGCUACGUCCUUCCCCCUGUGGUGGUCAGUGCCAAUAACAAGAUGUCCCUGAGCUUCCUGUCCGACUCACGUCUCUCUGACCGAGGCUUCUCCGCCAAGUGGGAGGCCGUGUAUCCUGAGGACAUUGCCGCGAUCCAGGGAUGCGGAGGGGCCUCCCAUGAGUUAAAAGGGGUUAUUAAGUCUCAGAACUGGCCUAUGAACUACAAGGUAGCCAGCGAGUGCAUGUGGAGUGUGGAGGUGCCCAAAGGGAAGAACAUAACUCUGACGUUCACCCACUUCGACGUGGAAGCCAAGGACAUUUUCACUUCCAAAUGCUUGGAUAACAUGGUGGCGUACGACAUCUAUAAUGACGGAGCUGAGAGUACAAAACACAUACCCAGCCUGUUCCCACUGAGGCCCCUAUACAGCCCAAACCUUAGGACAACAUCACUGAAGACUCUUCCUAGAACUGGCCGCCCGGCCAAACUGAGCAAUCGAGGGAGAAGGGCCUUGGUCAGGGGGGUGACCGAGAAGCCGACUAUCAUUCUGACUGAGCUACAGAGUUCCUUUGUGGAGAUGAGAGAAACUUCCAGAAGGGCAACAAUCUCUGCAGAUGGAAACCACUCCUCAGUAAAAGAAUGGCCAACCACAUGUGGCAAACCCGCCAUUCCCCCCACCAUCCACCCCCGCAUAGUCAAUGGAGAGCCAGCCAACCCCCACUCCUGGCCCUGGCAGGUGUCCAUGCAGGUUUGGCCUAGCAGUCAGGAGACGCCCAAGUUCUUCCACACCUGCGGAGGAACUCUCAUCCAUAAGAACUGGGUUAUGACAGCUGCCCAUUGCUUCAUACGGUACGCUGACGAGCUCCAGUGCUGGAAAAUGUGCCUGGGCAAACACAACCUGACGUUCACAGGCAUCUACCGCCACGAGGGCUUCAAGUACCCCACGUUGCCCACGGUGGAGUUCGACAUCGCCCUCGUCAGGCUGGGUGGGGAAGUGACCCCCAGCGAUCAGAUCUCCUACUCCUGCCUGCCCUCCCUGGAGGAGGUCCUGGAGGGGGGCAAGAAGUGUUACGCCACCGGCUGGGGAGAUGAGACUGGUGAUUCCAUGAAUGCCAAAGUAGCUGAGACCCUGAACCAGGUGGCCCUGCCGGUGGUGCCCUUCAACACCUGUAAGAAGAUGGACUACUGGUGGUUCCAGGUCAAGACCUCCAUGAUCUGCAUGGGCUACACCUUGCCUGACGAGCUCAAGUCUGUCUGUCAGGGGGAUUCGGGCGGUCCCCUGGUGUGCCAGGACUCUGCCAACGCUCCCUGGGAGGUGCACGGCAUCACCAGCUUUGGUCCCAAUGGCUAACCUUCUGUGUUCACCCGUGCCUCGGCCUACAUCUCCUGGAUGUCUGACUCCCCUCUUUCUCUCUCUUUCCCUCUCUCUCUGACUCCCCUCUUUCUCUCUCUUUCCCUCUCUCUCUCUGACUCACCUCUUUCUCUCUCUUUCCCCCUCUCUCUCUCCGACCUCUCUCUCUCCGACUCCCCUCUUUCUCUCUCUUUCCCUCACUCUCUCUCCGACUCCCCUCUUUCUCUCUUUGUCCCUUCCUGUCCUCCCUUCAACUUCCUUCCCAUCCCCUUUCCUCCUCUCUUUGUAGCAUCUGGCUGCGGCGGGUCAAAGGACAUGGCUGGCGAGAGCGGCGUGUUGUCCAGCAUGGGGCACCCGGGCAGCUACAGUAACGGUGCCCACUGCCAGUGGCACAUCAAGGUGCCCGACGGUAAACUGGUCCACCUGCACUUCCACAAGUUCUCCCUGGAGGACACCCAGCUGUGUCCCAACGACAAGGUCACCAUCAACGACAGCUUAGCCAGCCUAGGUACCUACUGCAGUCACAUUCCCCCUCAGGACCUAGUGAGUAUCGGUGACAGACUGAGCCUCUAUUUCACCUCCAACAACAAGGUGGUGGACACCGGCUUCAGGGCCUCCUGGAAGGCUGUGGACCCCAGCCAGGGUGAGUGGAGCUCUUCAUGUGGAGGUGUCUUCAGCAGUGAGCAGGGAGAACUCACCUCUCCCAACUGGCCUAACAACUACCUAGACCAGGGACUUAUCUCCAUCCCCUCAGCUUCUAACAUCCACAUUGUCUUCACCCAUUUUGAGGUGCAGGCCGUGAACCAGCUGGGACAGUGUGUGGACUACGUGGAGAUCUACGGUGGAGCAGGGUUGACCUCACAAGAUGGCUUCUGCGGCUUUGCGUCGCCCGCUGAGGUUACUGUCGUCGGCAACACGGCUGUGGUCCGUUUCCUCAGCAACAAAGCCAAUGUGAAGAAGGGUUUCCGUGGUUACUGGACCACUGAUCCCAACUUGUUCCCCACUCUGCCUCCCCCUCCCGCUAACCCAUGGGACAACAUCACUAUCAGCUGGCCUGAGACGUGUGGCAGCCCUGCUGUACCCCCCAGUAGUGCCACCUUGAGAGUGGUCAACGGGGUAGAGGCUGUGCCUCACUCCUGGCCCUGGCAAGUCUCCAUGCAGGCCAGUCCGUUUAAUCCCAUCCCCUACAUGCAUGGCUGUGGAGGCUCCCUAAUCCACAAGCAAUGAGUCCUGAUGGCCGCUCACUGCUUCAUGGCGCCUCUGGGUAACCCCACCUAUUGUCGCAUGUGUCUGGGUAAACACCACAUGAACACAUCCCGGGACCUCCCUUCCCAUGAGGCCUGCUACAAGGUGGACGGCAUCAUCAGGCACAAGGGCUUCGUGUACGAGCAGGACAAG